AUGCAUUCUGAGGACAUUAUCUCCUUCCCAUACCAGCCAGUGGCUCCUUUCAAAGUUGACAGUGUCCUCUGGUUGCAGAACCUGAUGAGUUUGUCCGAAAUCCUUUUGUUCAUUACUCAUACACACUUGUUCAUCAAGGCCUUUGAGUCUCAAGGGCAGAAUUUACCUCUAAACAAAAAGAUGGAAGCUAAACUACAUUUAUUCUACCAGAAAAAAGAUGUUGAAUUAACUGAGAAAGCUUCUAAUUCUUUUGCAACCAACUUGCCAUCAAGAUAUAUUGACAGAAAGAAAUACAUCAAAAUUUCUGAAACAAUAGAGAAGAAAAUUUUACCUGAAAUUAGAGGUUGGACCCCAGAACAUAAAAAAAGGAAUGUAACAUCACUAUACCUAUAUGAAGAAGAAAAAUUCUCUGAUUUAUCAGGAGAAAAUAAAAUCAAGAAAAAGAAAAAUUUACAAGUACAACUGCAUAGGAAAACAACUGAGAUUGACUUUCCCUCUCUGAAGCUAUCAACGGAGAAGAGAACUAGAAAAGAAAACUCUUUGUACAAAUUGCCAAAUCAGUACAGCAUUUGCAAGACUUCACUACCCCUUCAUACAUCUUCCUCAAUUUUGCGGAAAAAGGAAAUGCUUUCUAACCUCUACCUGACAUUAUAUGAUAAUGUAUCCCAAGGAUACUUAUACUCACAAGAAAUAAAUGCACUUCAUAGAGCCUGUAGAAUUUUUAGUAAAAUUCGAAAUGGCAGGAUUUAUGUGAAUGAUCUGCCAACAGUCCUUAGAAUCUUGAAGAUUUCUGUCAGUGAUUCAGAAAUGCGACAAGCACUAAAGGCAGUUGAUAUUGAUGUAUUCCAGGAUGCCUUGAAUACUUUCAGUAGGAUAAAACAUGGUCGAGUUGUCACUGAUGAAGUGAUUGAUGUUUUGGAUAGCAUGGAUAUCCCUAUAAACUAUGAAACUUUACAGGAAGUGCUGAAAUGUUCCUAUAUUGACAGUAACCACAUGGUGGAUAUUGGAAAUAUUGUAUUUGUUUUGAAUGACCUACAUCAGCAAUAUGAAGAUGUUUCAAUUAUGGAUGGGUCAGCCUUGGAUGAAACUGCUUCAAAAAGAAAGUUACCAAGUGUAGCAGAACGCUAUUUAAAACAUAAGAGGAAAAGAAGUCUACCUUCCAAACUGUCUGAAUCUUCAGGAUCCAAAAAGUUGAAUAAAACUCCCCUCCAGCAUCAUAGUAAAUUAAGGGGGGAAAAUGAUGGCUUUGAAUUUAAAAGAGCGAAAAAUAUAUGGCAAGGAAAAAAAUUCCUGGGUGGAAUUGAUAGCAGUAAUACAGAAUUCCAGGAACCAUAUUCAUUAAAUGUUAUAAACUUACAAGAGCAUUCAGAGAAGGCUGAAUUUCCUGCCUCAAAAGUUACACCACAAAGCUUGAAGAGUAUUACAAGCCUCAAUAAGUCCCUGGAUAAAAGUGAUAUUUCUAGUAUUCCCAAGCUCCAGAAUCCAGCUCUCAGAAAGCAUCUCAACCUCCUAAAACAAUUUUCUUCUAAAGAAAAAGCUGCAGUUAAUACUCCGGAAAAUGUCUGUGAAGCUCUCAGUGAAUUCCAAGAUUACAUUGCUGCAGAAGAACUUCAGUCCACUUUGCCUUCAACAGGAAUUCCUACAUUAGAUGAAGAGUUCCAGAAGAAUCUGGCAAAAACUAGAGAUGAAAGUGGAAUGGUGAAGUUAGAUGACUCUUUGAGUACUGUCUCCAAGGAACAAAGUCUUCUUGAAUAUGAUGUGUUGACUGAUGUUAUUAAAGCCAUUGAUAAAAUUAAAGAUGGACGUGUUGGUUAUGCAGAUCUAAAUAACUGUCUUCAGAAUUUUGGAGUUUACCUUUCUAAGCCAGAAUUUGAGAAGAUUGGGGAGUUGACUGAGAUUGAUGAUACAAAAACAGUGAAUUUUAAAGAAUUUGUUGAUACUAUGUUGAACAACACAGACCGCUUCUCUGAAAAAUUACUAUUGCCCAAUGUUAUUGAAGACUUCCACAAUCUCAGCAAGGAGAAGAUGAGUGUCUCCGAUUUGUGGAAUACUUUGAGUAGUUUGAAUAGUAACUUAAAGAAAGACGAGUUCCUGGCUGCACUAAAACUAGUAAAAGUUGACGAAGAUAACAAAGUCCAAUUUGAUGAAUUUGCAGAAGCAGUAAAGAAUGUGAAUGAUGCCUCCAGAUUAGAAGAGUUACGAGAGAUUGUGCUAGCUCUUGAUUCAUUUGGAGGUGAUGUGAUAUCUGAAAAGAACUUGGAAGACUUUCUAAGAAGUGUUGGGAUUAAGUUGCCUCAAGAAGAGGUACAGAAAAUUCUUCAAUCAGAUUUUGUUUCUCAAGACAACAUGGUGAAUAUUAAAGACUUUAUGCAGGCUUUGAGAAACACACAGAAAUUUUCUAAUUUUACUGCAUUGAAUGAGACCAUCAAUAAAUUGGAUUGUAUGAAAAGUUCUGAAUCUGAUAAAGACAAAUAUUCAUAUGUACUUGAAGACACCGAUAGAUCUUAUUUUACUGAUGACACUCUUCAAAAAAGAGUAGAUGACUUCUUUGAUAAGGAAGAUAAAGAUAAAUUUAACAAUGUCAACAUUCACAAAGAUGAUGUUACAGCCAUUUCUGACCUUCAACAAAAUUUAAAUGCCAUAGGAAUCUAUUUAACAGAUGAUAAAAUACAGAACACUUUGUAUAAUACUAAUCCUAAUGAUGAAGUGGUGCAGUUUAAAGAUUUUAUCAGAGAAUUGGCCAAAACUGAUGAAUUUGUUGAGUGUCAGAGAGUUGAAGAUGCAUGGAACAUUAUUAAUAGUAUCUCUGAUGGAAAAGUUGAAGUCAAAGACCUUCUAUCUAGCUUGAACAGCCUAGAGAAACCUUUAAAUGAAAAGCAAUCGAAGGUGUUACUGAACUCUGCAACAGCUGAAAACAGUGAAGUAAGUCUCAAAGAAAUCUUGGAGAAUUUGAGCAAGAAUAAGCCAGCUCCUAUAUUUGAAGAUAUAAACACUGCCCUCAAAAAUGUCAACUUGAUAAAUGAUGACAGAAUUCCAGUUAAUGACUUGAAAGAUGCUUUUGAAGACCUCAAUAUCUUUUUAAAGCCUGAAGAACAUCAGAUGUUAGAGAAAACACUUGAUGUUGAUGGAUUUGAACUUCGUCUUGAAGUCUCUGAAGAAUUAUCAAAGAAUUCAUUUGAAGAAUUUGAAGUUGAAGAAUGGCAUGAUUAA
Molecule: messenger RNA, 3210 nt
Organism: Lepus europaeus (European hare)
Lineage: Eukaryota; Metazoa; Chordata; Mammalia; Lagomorpha; Leporidae
Gene: EFCAB13
Product: EF-hand calcium binding domain 13
Exons: 25
Coding region: 1-3210 (1069 amino acids)
Molecular function (GO): calcium ion binding
Source: RefSeq, a predicted model, not a curated record